AUGGCCUCGUACGACUUCGGAGGAGCCCAGCAAUGGGGCCAACCAUUAUACUCGAUGGGGGGAGCAUCGCAGAAUAUGCUUCCACAAGUUGCGCCAGCGCCUCCUCCAGUGCAAUCAACUUGGGACCACAGCUCACCGUAUCGCCUAACGGUGAAGCAACAACCGGAAAGGGCCAAAGCAGCCAACGCAAAAGACAAGGACAGAAAGCCAGUAGACCCGCCACCGAUCGUACAGCUUGACGUCGACCCCAGCUUAGACCCGCUCCAGGUGUACAUAACGUCUCCGUACCUCUUUGUGCAGACGUUUCUGAUAGGGGCCUCCUCCUCCGACCCGGAACCAGAGCUAAAUUCGCUGACGGGAAACACCUGCACGAGCGGGCACGUUGUCAAGGACGACAGGGGAGCGCACAACAUGAUGUUUUGUCUGAACGACAUAUCCGUCAAGAAAGAGGGGACGUACCGCCUCAAGUUCUGCCUGUUCAAGCUCAACACAACCAGCGGAGACGCCGAAGCCCUUACGUCCAUCUGCUCACAGCCAUUUACGACCUACAGCGGAAGACAUUUCCCAGGAAUGUCAGAGUCGACCUCCAUGACUAGAUUACUUGUCGAUGCCGGGGUCCGACUGCGCCUCAGGAAAGAGUCCAAGGCGAUGAGCACCAAGAAGAAGAACAACGCAUUCGCGCAGAUGAUGGGUGGGCGGAACCAGGGCGGCGGCGGCGAGGAGGAGGAGGACCGGCCAGUCAAGCGCGUACGGUCCGAACCAGGCGACAAGGACAACACCAUGUCUCUGUACCCAAAACACGGCAGCUUUUCGACAACACACUCAUACACGGGCCACUCGACGCCCUCGACCACCAUGACCCACUAUCCAGGCGCCUUCCACACCGUCACCUCCUCGCCGAGCCAGAGCAUGGCGCCCAUAGGCUCCAUGUCUGGCCACUACGGCUCGAACCUGCAGCUCGGGCUAGACACCUCUGUCGGCCACUACCACAGCCCCCCCUCGGCUGGCUCCAGCUACCAGUCGCCCGGGCGGCAAUCCCCAUCGACAGCAUACCCGCUCCACGGCAGCGCAACAUCGUCCCAGGGCCUCUUGACGGGGGCAAGCCCGCUCGGACAGUUCAGCAGCAGCCACGCCGCCGCCCACGGCCCUGUGCUCCCGCCCGUCGACAAGAUAGGCGCGUCACACGGCAGCUCGUCGCCCGAUCUGAACUACACGACCGCUGCCAACUACAAUGGGGGCUACAUGCCCACCAACAGUAGCAGCUCGAGGACCCUCCCUGGCAUGCACGCGCAACGGCCAGGCAACAGCAUCGUUGGGCCUGGAGGCUUACACCUGAAGAUUGCCCAGCCGGGCCUUCCCCAUGGCCAGGGCGGCUAUGGCGAAAGCAACAUGUUUGAUAAUUAUAACUAUGGGUCGCGGGAUGGUCACUGA
Molecule: messenger RNA, 1431 nt
Organism: Cryphonectria parasitica EP155
Lineage: Eukaryota; Fungi; Ascomycota; Sordariomycetes; Diaporthales; Cryphonectriaceae
Exons: 1
Coding region: 1-1431 (476 amino acids)
Source: RefSeq, a predicted model, not a curated record